This is a messenger RNA of Gasterosteus aculeatus aculeatus (three-spined stickleback), 5363 nucleotides long. Its product is annotated as lysine-specific demethylase 6A-like. Gene Ontology annotation, molecular function: histone H3K27me2/H3K27me3 demethylase activity; chromatin DNA binding; protein binding. The record is from RefSeq and is a predicted model, not a curated record. Gene Ontology annotation, biological process: heart development; regulation of gene expression. Lineage: Eukaryota; Metazoa; Chordata; Actinopteri; Perciformes; Gasterosteidae. Gene Ontology annotation, cellular component: MLL3/4 complex.
AGCAAACCCUUUGUCCCCGCGUCGCGAUUUUCCAUGCAAUCGUGCGGCGUGUCUCUCGCCGUUGCUGCCUGCGCUGCUGCCCGGAGUCUCGGCUCGGCUUCUUCUGGUGGUGAUGAGGGAAAGAAAAUGGCGGCGGGAAAAGCGAGUGAAACAGAGGAGGACUUUCCGACACUGACAGCCCAGGAGAGGGACAGUUUGGCCGCGAUCGACAGCUCACUGUUUGGAUUUCAGAAGCUUCAUGAAGAUGGCGCCAGAACGAAGGCCCUGUUGAUGAAGGCCGUUCGCUGUUACGAUUCGCUCAUCCUGAAGGCCGAGGGCAAAGUGGAGCCGGAGUUAUUCUGCCACCUCGGCCACUUCAACCUCCUGUUGGAGGAUUACCCGAAAGCGUUGUCGGCAUACCAGAGAUACUACAGUUUACAGUCAGACUACUGGAAGAAUGCUGCCUUCCUGUAUGGCCUGGGAAUGGUCUACUUCCACUAUAAUGCCUUUCAGUGGGCGAUCAAAGCAUUCCAGGAGGUGCUGUACAUUGACCCAGGCUUCUCCAGGGCCAAGGAGAUCCACCUGCGCCUGGGUCUCAUGUUCAAGGUCAACACAGACUAUGAGUCGAGCCUAAAGCAUUUUCAGCUGGCUUUGAUUGACUCCAACCCCUGCACUUUGUCCAAAGCUGAAAUUCAGUUCCACAUCGCUCAUUUGUAUGAGAUUCAGAAGAGAUACCGGGCGGCCAAGGAGGCCUACGAGAGCCUCCUGCAGACGGAGGAUCUCUCUGCACAGGUGAAGGCCACUACCCUGCAGCAGCUAGGUUGGAUGCAUCACACGGUGGAGCAGCUCGGGGAGAGAGCUGGCCGGGACAGCUAUGCCAUCCAGUGUCUGCAGAAAUCUCUGGAGGCCGACCCAAACUCUGGGCAGACCUGGUACUUCCUCGGCAGGUGCUACUCUAGUAUAGGGAAGGUCCAGGACGCCUUCAUCUCCUAUCGGCAAUCUAUCGACAAAUCGGAGGCCAGCGCAGAUACCUGGUGCUCUAUAGGGGUGUUGUACCAGCAGCAGAACCAGCCCAUGGACGCCCUGCAGGCCUACAUCUGCGCCGUGCAGCUGGACCACAGCCACGCCGCCGCCUGGAUGGACCUGGGCACGCUGUACGAGUCGUGCAACCAGCCGCAUGACGCCAUCAAGUGCUACAUCAACGCCACGCGCAGCAAGGGCUGCACCAACACCCCGGCGCUGACCCACCGCAUCAAAUGCCUGCAGGCUUGUAAGCCCAAUCACAGCGCAGAGGGCGGGGUUCAGUCUCUGCCCACCCACGUGGGCACGCUGGGCCAACCGGAGGACCAGUCCUGCUCGGCCAAGAGGAGGAGAGCCUCCAGCCCCUCCAAGGGCGACUCUUGGGUCAGUAAUCCACCACAGCAGCCAGUUCCCAACUGGUACCUCUCCCCGCAGAAACUGCAGGCGCUGGAACAGUUGCGGAGUAACCGGGCCGGCCUGAAGCCCCCUCAGCUUCAGAUGCUGACGCAACUAGAGGCUCAGUUCGCCAUGAUGCAGCAGCACCAGCACCAGAUGAGACAGAACGCCUCAGGAGGUCAGGCGCGCCCCUCGCUCCCCAAUGGCCCCACCGCCAACUCCCUCCCCUCCCCCAGCCCCAGCCUGCACCUCGCACGGCCCCACCUGGGACCCCACCGGCCCCUCUGUCCGCCGCAGCCGCUGGCCAACGGGCCCGUGGGCCCCGGGCCACACGGACACUCAGACGCCGUCCCCGAUGGCAGUAAUCGUAGUAAUAAUCAGCCGGGCCCGGCCACGGGACCCAACGGAGACGUGCCUUACCUGCAACCGGCCGGCGGCGGCGGCGGCGACGCAGCACUGCUACCUCACACCUGCACAAGCGCGCAGACGCAGGACGCCGCGGCGGGCCAGGCCCGGACCUAAAACUCUCAGGGGCUUCAAAAGGGGGGGGUCGUUCCCCAUGCGACAGGCUCCGGCAGCGAGGGGACCCUCUCUCACCCCCAGACCCCGAACUCCUCCACGGCCCCCGCGCACCCCAACAAUCAGGCUGGACAUUCCACUGGUGCCCCGUCGCCGCGACAGCCGGCCCACAACCACCUCCCGUCGCCCCCCUCCCUGCCUCACCCCUCUACCUCAGGUGGAGCGGCACCCGGUGCGUCCGCUACCAAAGAUAGCAGCGCGGGCGCCCCCGCCCAGGCGGCCGCGUCCCUCGGCGACGGGGGCUCCGAAGGGAAGUCGGCGCCGCCGAGGACGCCCGCGGACCACCUGGCCAAUCACGUGCACUCGGGGGGCGACAAGGGGGCGGAGGGCGGCGAGAAGCCGAGCCUUAGCGCUGACAAUCCUAGACUAUCAGCCCUGCUGGCGGCGGGGAAGUGCUCCGUGGAGGACGCGGGGCCGUCACAGGGGACGGCGUCCGGCGGGGCGGAGCCCCACAAGAAGGUGAACAACGUCCACCCGGCCGCGCUGCCCUCCUCCACCCCCCACGCACAGGGCAGCUCGGCCGCCUCCUCGCCGAUCUCUGCCAUAUCCACCGCCACGCCCUCGCCCAAAUCCUCAGAACACACGCAAACCGGCGGCCACAGUCCCGCCGCCGCCACGUCCGCCGCGCCCGCCGUCAACGGCAACGGCAAGGGAGGCAUCUCCGAGGACUCGCAGAGCCCGCUGAAGGCCGAACCGCCCGCCGCCGCCAGUCUCAAAGCUACCCCCCCGCACGGACACAGCUCCUCUUCCUCCUCCUCGUCCUCCUCGUCCUCAAUAUCCAUCUACCCGAGCUCCACGGACGUGCUGAAGGCCUGCAGAAACCUGGGGAGGAACGGUCUCUCCAACAGCAGCAUCCUCCUUGAUAAGUGCCCCCCGCCCCGGCUGCCCCCUCCACCCUCACCAGUCCUGCCCAAAGACAAGCUCAACCCUCCCACACCGAGCAUCUAUCUGGAGAACAAGAGGGACGCAUUCUUCCCCCCCCUGCACCAGUUCUGCACAAACCCCUCCAACCCCGUCACGGUCAUCAGAGGACUGGCCGGAGCACUGAAACUGGAUUUGGGUCUGUUCUCCACAAAGACGUUGGUGGAGGCGAACCCGGAGCACCUGGUGGAGGUCUGGACGCAGCUCUCGCAGCCUGCCGACGAGAACUGGGACCCGGCCGGCACCAAGAAGAUGUGGCGCUGCGAAAGCGCCCGCGCCCACACCACCAUCGCCAAGUACGCCCAGUACCAGGCCGCUUCCUUCCAGGAGUCCCUCCGGGAGGAAAAUGAGAAGAAGGCGUUAAAGGAGCCCUCGGACACAGAGCCAGCAUCAGCAGAAAGUGUCGCGCGCAAAAGACGGGGACCCUUGAAGCACAUCAAGUUCGGAACCAACAUCGACGUGUCGGACGAAAGGAAGUGGAAACAGCAGCUGCAGGAGCUCAGCAAACUGCCGGCCUUCGCCCGCGUGGUAUCGGCCGGUAACCUGCUGAGCCACGUGGGUCACACCAUCCUGGGCAUGAACACCGUGCAGCUCUACAUGAAGGUCCCCGGCAGCCGGAUAGCAGGUCACCAGGAGCACAACAACUUCUGUGCCGUGAACAUCAACAUCGGGCCGGGGGACUGCGAGUGGUUCGCCGUGCCGGAGCCCUACUGGGGGGUGAUGAGCAACUUCUGUGAAAAGAACAACAUCAACUUCCUGAUGGGCUCGUGGUGGCCCAACCUGGAGGACCUGUACGAGGCCGACGUGCCCGUCUACCGGUUCAUCCAGCGGCCGGGCGACCUGGUGUGGCUGAACACCGGCACCGUCCACUGGGUGCAGGCCAUCGGGUGGUGCAACAACAUCGCCUGGAACGUGGGACCUCUCACCGCCCACCAGUACAAGCUGGCUGUGGAGCGCUACGAGUGGAACAAGCUCCAGAGCGUCAAGUCCAUGGUUCCCAUGGUGCACCUCUCCUGGAACAUGGCGCGCAACAUCAAAGUGUCCGACCACAAGCUGUUCGAGAUGAUCAAGUACUGUCUGCUGCGGACGUUGAAGCAGUGCCAGUGGGUGAAGGAGGCCCUGGUGUCGGCGGGCAAGGAGACGGUGCUGAGGCCGAGGACCCGGGACGAGCCGGCCCACUACUGCACCAUCUGCGAGGUGGAGGUGUUCAACCUACUGUUUGUGCGCCGCGAGCUCCUGUCCAAGAAGCAGCAUGUGGUCCACUGCCAGGACUGCGCCCGGAAAGGCAGCGCCGCACUGGACAACUUCGUGGUGCUGGAGCAGCACAGGAUGGAGGACCUGAUGCAGGUCUACGACCAGUUCACUUUAGCUCCUCCUCUUCACUCCUCUUCGUCUUGACAUUAGGUGACGCCCCUUUCUUCGUCUUCUGCCGUGGAGCUGCGGGGACUUGUGUCGAGAAUGAAAAUGAAAACGCGGACCAUUUCUGAUAUUCAGGAAAGCCGAGGCUGUCUCCCCGACCCCCACCCACCCAUUACGGCUGGUCUCCAUAGCGACGGCCGGAGGCUGAGGCGGCCAGUGUGUGUCUAUGCAACCUGUUUUUGAUGUGCUGGGGCCCGGUCUUUCCAGAGGGGGGCGCCAACAGGACUCGUUUAUCCCUCCCCCCCCUCUAGGGACAAUGGUUCAGGCCUGUUUUAAUGAAGGACUUUAUCAAAAAGGGUUGGGAACGGGUGGGAUUCUUAAUGCGUGAUUAAAAUUGUUUUGUAGAUACUUGUUAACUGUCACAACUGGCAACACCACCCUUAAAAGACUACUGACUUGACAAGCUUUCUUCCUCUCUCUUUCUCUCCAUCUUUGUUUUCUAUUCUGGUAACAGGAUGAAAUGUUGGCUUUGAUUUUAUAGAAUUUCCCCAAAAAUGAUGUUUUUCCCUCUAAAGGAGCACUAGCCUAACUGGUCUUUUUCUAUGGUAGAUAGUAAUUUAAGACUCUUUGGACAGCAAAAUCUCCCCCAAAAAAUGUGUAAUUUCUUUCUUUCUUCCUUUUUUUUCACAGCAUUUUUUUCUUGUUCUUUUCAAAUGAUGUUCUGUUUGUUUCUAGAUUUAAAAAAAAGAGAAAAAUGUAGGGGAAAACAACUUACUAGCCAAGUCACAGAGAAUGGGUUGCACAUAGACUUAUGGAAAAAAGUUUAAUUUGUGAUUUGUUAUGUUUCUAAUCUUGAUGUAAAUUUACACUAUUUAUAAAUACAUAUUUAUUGCUUGAAAUUAUUUGUUGAUGGAAUGCUGUUAUUUUUUUCCAGAGUACCUGCCAUUAAAUUUGAAGGGGUUUUGUCAUUUUAACUCAACUCUUCUUACAUUUUCUAUAUAUAAAUAAAAUUGCUUAGCAAGCAUUGUACAGAAACGGACAUUUAAAAAUUGUUUUAUUGUUUGAAGAAUGUUUUAUGAUGAGUCAAUAAACACAACGUUGUCAAAUGA